This is a messenger RNA of Raphanus sativus (radish), 1466 nucleotides long. Its product is annotated as protein SGT1 homolog B. The transcript is spliced from 10 exons. The record is from RefSeq and is a predicted model, not a curated record. Gene Ontology annotation, molecular function: protein-folding chaperone binding. The coding region runs from base 160 to 1236 and encodes 358 amino acids. Lineage: Eukaryota; Viridiplantae; Streptophyta; Magnoliopsida; Brassicales; Brassicaceae. Gene Ontology annotation, biological process: defense response to fungus; protein stabilization. Gene Ontology annotation, cellular component: nucleus; cytoplasm.
CGAUGGUAUAAAAGACCUAACAGAGUAUUAAUAACUCACAAAAGGGGUUUUUUAAUAAGGCUGAGAAACAACAAAGUCUGAGAAUCGAGAGGGCUCUUUCUGUCUAAUCUAAUCUAAUCUUGUCUUAUUCAAAUCCUCCUCCAAAAAGAGUUUGAUUCAAUGGCGAAGGAACUAGCGGAAAAAGCUAAAGAGGCUUUCUUAGAUGACGACUUCGAUGUGGCUGUUGACUUAUACUCCAAAGCCAUUGACUUGGACCCUAAUUGCGCCGCCUUCUUCGCCGAUCGUGCUCAGGCCAACAUCAAACUCCACAACUUCACCGAAGCUGUUGCAGAUGCCAACAAAGCCAUCGAGUUGGAGCCUACUUUGGCUAAAGCUUAUCUCAGAAAGGGCACUGCUUGUAUGAAGCUAGAAGAGUAUACUACUGCUAAAGCAGCUCUAGAGAAGGGAGCUUCCGUUGCACCUAACGAGUCCAAGUUUGAGAAGAUGAUAGAUGAGUGCAACCUUCUCAUUGCAGAAGAAGAGAAAGAUUUGGUUCAGCAAGUGCCACCGACUUUGCCCUCAAGCUCUACAACACCACUAGCGACCGCAUCUGAUACUCCUCCUGUUCCAAGUCCUGCACCACCUGCCAAACCUAUGUUCAGACACGAGUUCUACCAGAAGCCAGAAGAAAUUGUGGUGACAGUUUUCGCUAAAGGAAUACCAAAGCAGAACGUGAAUGUUGAGUUUGGUGACCAGAUUCUGAGUGUUGUGAUUGAUGUUUCUGGAGGAGAAGCGUAUCACUUCCAGCCAAGAUUGUUUGGGAAGAUAAUACCAGACAAGUGCAGAUAUGAAGUUUUGUCAACCAAAGUUGAGAUCCGUCUCGCAAAAGCAGAGAUAAUCACUUGGGCCUCCCUUGAAUAUGGCAAAGGACAAACUCUUCUGCCUAAACCCAAUGUUCCAUCAGCGGUGUCACAAAGGCCCGUGUACCCAUCUUCUAAGCCUGGAAAAGACUGGGACAAGCUGGAAGCUGAAGUGAAGAAACAGGAGAAGGAUGAGAAGCUAGAUGGAGAUGCAGCUAUGAACAAGUUUUUCAGCGAUAUAUACCAGAGUGCUGAUGAGGACAUGAGGCGAGCCAUGAACAAAUCAUUUGCAGAGUCGAAUGGGACGGUGCUGUCUACAAACUGGAAAGAGGUUGGGACUAAGAAAGUGGAAAGCACUCCACCAGAUGGCAUGGAGCUCAAGAAGUGGGAGUAUUGAUCAUCUCUUUAAAUCCUCUUUUUCUGGUCUUGUCUAAAAUUCUGACAAAUCUGAACUUAAUAGUUUGCAUCGGUUUUUGCAUGGGUUUGUCUUCAUUCUUGCGUUGUGGUCUGAGAAAACGUUCUGAUAUUUUUUUAAAGUUGUGUGUUUUGUACUUUUUCUGAUUCUUUUUUCACAUGACAUUCUUGCAUUGUGACCUUAAAUUAGGUGUAUAAAGCCAACUUCCUUCA